This is a messenger RNA of Juglans microcarpa x Juglans regia, 1205 nucleotides long. Its product is annotated as protein Dr1 homolog. The transcript is spliced from 6 exons. Gene Ontology annotation, molecular function: protein heterodimerization activity. The record is from RefSeq and is a predicted model, not a curated record. Bases 541 to 1011 code for a protein of 156 amino acids. Lineage: Eukaryota; Viridiplantae; Streptophyta; Magnoliopsida; Fagales; Juglandaceae.
GGUGCAGGAGAGGGAGACGUGCCUCACGCGCGGCCUACAAAAUUCCGAUUCAGUGGCAAAAAAGGUACGCGCGUGCAGCGAACGAUCAAUGGGAAAGAGAAGGAGAGCGGCUGGCUAUUCCCUUUGGAUUUUUUUGGUGGAAGAAUUUUUAUUUUUUUAUUUCUAUUUUUUAUUAGAAAGCUGAUUUCAACGGAGAGAAAAAGAGAAAAAGAGAGAAAAAACACUUCGAAAAGUGACACAAUGUAGUCUCACGCGCCUCCGAUUUCACGUGCGAAUCACAUUCCGUAUUGCGAAACUAGAAACUGAUCAGAGUGGCCCCACUCUUGCGCGUGGGGAAAAUCUUAUCCAACGCGCUGUGUGCCCUAAUCCUAAUCACCUGCGAGCGAGAAUUCGACGCCUUAUCCUGAGAACUCAGAAACCCCAACCCCUGUCCAUAUAUCAUCGACCAUGCCCCUCCCGAUUUUCCCCCAAAUCGGAUCUUCAAUCGGUUGACUCGUCCUCUUCGCCCAUAGAAUCCAAGAUCGCCUUGCUCGGUUAAGUAUGGAGCCGAUGGAUAUCGUCGGGAAGUCCAAAGAGGAUGCUUCGCUUCCGAAAGCAACAAUGACCAAAAUCAUCAAGGAGAUGCUGCCGCCAGAUGUACGUGUUGCAAGAGAUGCCCAAGAUCUUUUAAUUGAGUGUUGUGUAGAGUUUAUAAACCUCAUCUCAUCAGAAUCUAAUGAAGUUUGUGGCAGAGAGGAGAAAAGAACUAUUGCACCUGAGCAUGUACUCAAGGCUUUAGAGGUUCUUGGAUUUGGUGAGUACAUCGAGGAGGUUUACGCAGCUUACGAACAACACAAGAUUGAGACCAUGCAGGACUCUCUAAAAGGUGGCAAGUGGAGCAAUGGAGCCGAGAUGACUGAGGAAGAAGCAUUGGCCGAGCAACAGAGAAUGUUUGCAGAGGCUCGUGCAAGAAUGAAUGGUGGGGCUGCUCCCCCAAAGCAACCCGAUCCUGACCAAACCAUAGAGAGCUGACUCUAGGAUCUUUAUUUUCUUAGCCAUAGGCAAGCAUCCUUGACUCUCUUCCAUCCGUGCUUCUAAUAUCUCUUAUGUUAUGUACAAAAUAUCCUCGACAAGUUUGCUGGUCUAUAGGAUAUGGGCACUUCAAUUUGUAUUCUAUUUAUGAAUCCAUGUCUAUAAGCUAAUGUAAUUAGUAAGUGUUUGUUCAA